UUUUGCUUCUUCGCUUUUCUUGGUCUCCAGGCGAAUACAAUACCAGAAAUUUUCAACUCCUUGUAUAGAAGAAGAAAGGGAAAAAGAUUGCCAAGUUCGAUCAUUUGCAUUCAACUCAUCUAUCUAAGUAUGCCUCGACGGUCAUAUCGGCCUGAUCCUGUGUCGCCUGAAGCGCCUAUGGCGUCAAAGCGACGCGCUUCAGCCAGACUGUCCGCCGCCGAACCGGAGGUCAAACGGAUCAAGUCAAACGUCGACCUAUCCCUCCGCCAGGCAAAGACCACGACCAGCAAGAGCAAGUACUUCGAGCCGGAAGACUCUGAUGAGCCCGACUCGGAGUCCGAUGCCUCUGCCGGGGGAUCCUCUGGUUCUGUGUACGAGGAAGCAAAGGAAGAAUCCCCCGCCGACGAUGCGGAGCCGGAAGAACUCUCCGGCACCGACGAGGACGCGAAGAAGAAACCCAGCGCGCGGGGGAAGCAACGACAGGGCACCAGUAGCGGAAGCGACCUUUUGAAGGGCAAGGAGCUCUGGCGCGAGGGCGUCAGAGUGGGCCUAAAGCCCGGGCAAGAAGUUAUCAUCGCAAAGCCCAAAGCCCGAGACGCGGGGAAGAUCCCGUACCAGGAUGAGACGCUGCAUCCCAAUACCAGGCUGUUUUUGAUCGAUCUAGCUAGCAACAAUGAUCGCCAAUGGCUAAAAGCGCAUGAUCCGGAUUACCGAGCGGCAAAGAAGGAUUUUGAGACAUUCCUUGAGUCCCUCACGCCAAAGAUUGCGGAGGUGGACGCUACCGUCCCCGAACUUCCUGUGAAGGACCUGGUAUUCCGCAUCCACAGGGAUGUUCGCUUCAGCAAAAACCCACUUCCGUACAAGGUAGGCUAUCUUCCCCUCCGGGUCCCUGUCGCAUGUGUGCAUGUGGUGGGCAUGCGUGUGACGCAUUUCUCUGCUGCCUGGUCACGGACUGGUAAGAAGGGCCCGUACGCAGCAUACUAUGUCCACUUCCAGCCAGGCUCUUGUUUUGUUGGCUGCGGGCUGUGGAACCCCGAGUCAGAGCCACUUGCACUGCUGCGAGAGGACAUCGACGAGAACUCGGCUGGCUUGAAGGAGGUACUCCGGGCGCCGGAGAUGCGUCGUGAGUUUCUGAAGGGAGCGUCCGACGAUGACGAUGCGGUUGUGGACGCUUUUACGCAUCACAAUAGGGAGUCUGCUCUCAAGACGAAGCCCAAGGGUUACGAGGCAGACAACAAGAACAUCAAAUUACUUCGACUACGCAGUUUCACUAUUGGAAAGCCCAUUGCGGACGAUGAACUCACUGGAGACGAUGCCCAAGAGAAGAUUGCUGCUUUGGUUGGGGUUAUGGAGCCUUUCGUGACGUACCUCAACAGUGUAGUGAUGCCCGAUCAGUGACAUGAUUGGGGAAAAUCACUCGCGCCUAUUUGGCAUUGGACGGGACCUCGCGGGAGGGGGAGAGAUCACUCGGUUCUGUUUUACCUUACCAUUUACUUCUGGGCAUGCGUGUGUGAUAUGAGAGUUAUGGUAUGAAGUUGUUCGUAUUUGUUACCUGUCGAAUUUUCUCCAUUUUAUUUUUCUCAUUCGACAUCUGCCUUAGCUCGGGUCUUUUGUCUCUUGCAAUUCCUGGACUUGAAACCGGGAUCCCAUCCCCCACCUUGACGCCUCAUGCACAUGGCUUCUUUCGUCAGUCCCC
Messenger RNA from Penicillium samsonianum, 1696 nucleotides. RefSeq names its product DUF2461 domain-containing protein. The transcript has 8 exons. The record is from RefSeq and is a predicted model, not a curated record. Bases 130 to 1398 code for a protein of 422 amino acids. NCBI's taxonomy places the organism in Eukaryota, Fungi, Ascomycota, Eurotiomycetes, Eurotiales, Aspergillaceae.